AUGCCACUACGAGCACGGACCAGUUGUGUGCGAGAUGAUCUACCGGAAUUUCCACAUUUGGAUAAAGAAUUAAUUAAUGCAGCAAUUAAAGAACGUCUUAAAAAGCAACAAAAUAGCCGCUAUGAAGAUACUCGCAUUGCAUUAUGUAAUGAAUUAGCAUCGUAUAAAAAACAAAAGAAACCACGAUUCAAUAAUCGACAAUUUGAAAUGAUUGCCAAUUCGCUGAAUUGUGCUCUUGAAGCGACUUCAUUUAUAGAUGAACAUGGUAUUGCUUGCAUGAUGCUUGCAUUAGCAACCACAUUUCAUCCGAAUGGUUUGGGUACUUAUUCUUGCAAAUGGCUUUUCAAUGAAGACGAUAUUAUGCUGAACAAUUCGGCAGCUGAUUUGAGUAUUGAAGAGUAUGACAAAAUCUGUUGUCUAUCUAUAGAAAAAUUUCAAUCAGAAUAUGUCGGUGAAUAUCAAGUCGUACUUAGCAACGUUGCCGGCAUGGCAGUAAAAUCAAAAAGCAUUAUGUGUGCAGUUGUCGAUGACAAUGAAUUACAAUUCAAUGGUAUUCAUGAAGAUAAUUGUGUCAAUCAUGGACAAACUCAUGUGGUUCUUGAACCACUAGUC
Molecule: messenger RNA, 612 nt
Organism: Rotaria socialis
Lineage: Eukaryota; Metazoa; Rotifera; Eurotatoria; Philodinida; Philodinidae
Source: the annotation of a GenBank genome assembly